Molecule: messenger RNA, 5610 nt
Organism: Didymodactylos carnosus
Lineage: Eukaryota; Metazoa; Rotifera; Eurotatoria; Philodinida; Philodinidae
Source: the annotation of a GenBank genome assembly
AUGUUAGCAUAUGCAAAUAGUUGGUCAUUAGAAGUGUUUCAAACAUUAUUUGAUAUUUUAGAAGCCAAACAAGAUGAACCAUUUCCAUUAUUAAUAAAAAAUUUCUUCGAUACAUUAACUGUUAUUAGUAAUUAUGGAAUACAACAUGAUGUAUUGGAUAAUCAUGGCACAAAUGCUGAAUCUAUAUUCAAAUUAAAAGAUUCAAAUCAAUGGCCAUCGGCUAUGCAUAAAUUUGCUAUAUCUGUAUCAUUUGAUCAUGAUGAGCGUGAAAAGACCUUAAAAGAUCUAAUUGAAGAAAUAAAGAAGAAUAACGAUAUCGAAAAUAAUAAACAUUUAAAUGAUACAAUCGAAAAUCUUGAAGAAAAAUAUCGAAAUAUAAUGUUAACCUAUAAUCUCGAUUCGAAAUUUUAUUCAAUUGGUAAAUCAAUUAAUCAUUGGGAUGAAAAUGAUGUUAAAAAAUGGUCAGCACAUUACAAAGAAAAUUCAAGUCAACGCUCAGAACAAUCAACCUAUGAACUCAUAUGUGUUGUUAAACGUGCAGUUUUUCUAUAUAAUACAAAACAACAAUUUGAGCCAAGAACAAUUCAAAUACUAUCAUUAUUGUUAAUGUUAAAUGCAUCCAAUGCUAAUAUUGCACGUUUAGCCCAAAUCAAAACAGGUGAAGGUAAAAGUGUUAUAAUUGCCAUGUUUGCAGCAAUUAAAGCGUUAAAUGGUCAUAAAGUUGAUAUUAUAACUACAUCGCCUUUACUAGCUAAACGUGAUGCUGAAAAUAAACAACAAUUUUAUACAGUGUUGAAUUUAACUGUUGGGGAAAAUAGUGGUUUGUCGACAACAAAACCAUGCUAUAAAAACGAUAUUGUUUAUGGGAAUGUCAAUGAUUUUCAAUUCGAUAUAUUAAAAGAUGAAUAUAGUUUAUUAGGUACACGUUGUCAACGUAAAUUUGAUAUUGCAAUUGUUGAUGAAGUUGAUAGUAUGUUAAUUGAUGAUAAUUCAAAAAUCUGUCGUUUAUCAAGUAAAAUUCCAGCUAUAGAUGAAUUAAAAGUUUUAUUAACUGUUAUUUGGCAAGAAUUAAAUCGUACAUAUGAGAAAAUUGUUCGGAUAAAUGAGAAAAUAUAUUGUAUUACAGUACCAUUUCAAAUGAAUGAUAAUAAUGAAAUAAUAUUGUUAAAACCUGAAAAAACUGAUGAAAAUGGUAAUGUUAUAGAUACUGAUGAUGAAAAUGAUUUUCAAGAAAUUAAUGAUCCAUAUGAAUUUAUUGAAAAUCAUUUAAAAAAUUAUACUGAAAAUUAUUUAUUAAAACCUAAUGAAAAAAAUCAAUGUCUUUUGAAUAUUCCAAAACAUUUGACAUCAUUUGUAAAGGAACAACUGAAUAAAUGGAUAUUAAGUGCAUGGCAAGCAAAACAUUUUUAUCAUGAAAAUAUUGAUUAUUUAAUCAUAAAUAAUAAAGAUAGUAUUCAAUCAAUUGUACCAAUUGAUUAUAAAAAUACCGGUAUUAUACAAAUCAAUACAUCAUGGCCUGAUGGUUUACAUCAAUUUUUACAAAUAAAACAUAAAUUAAGAAUAAGUGCUGAAAGUUUAACAACAAAUUUUCUCUCCAAUGUUGCAUUUUUUAGUCGUUAUGGAAAGAAUUUAUUUGGUUUAACAGGAACACUUGGGUCAAAAGAAGCUAAAGAUUUAAUUCGCUAUAUCUAUAAUGUUGAUUUUGUCAUUAUACCAUCAUAUAAAUAUACACAAUUCAUAGCCUAUCCUGAUCAAUUAAAUCAAUCUGAACAAGAAUGGUUAAAUAAUUGUACAAAUUCAACUUACACUGAAGCUAAAAUAAAUCAACGAGCUGUUUUAGUUAUUUGUGAAACAAAAUCUGAUGCAUCAAAAAUUCAUGAUAAAUUAAUUGAAAAAGAUGAUCAACUUAAGAAACAAAUUAAACUAUAUACACGUAGUGAUAAUGACGAACAAAAUGCAAUUAAUAAUGAAUUAGAUUCUGGUCAAAUUAUUGUUGCGACAAAUCUUGCUGGUCGAGGUACAGAUAUUGGUACAACACAUAAAGUUGAAGAAAAUGGUGGUCUUCAUGUAUUAGUCACAUUUUUACCUUUAAAUACACGUGUUGAACAUCAAGCAUUCGGUCGAACUUCAAGACAAGGAAAACGUGGUACAGCACAAUUGAUCGUAUUGGCACCUAUUAAUGGUGAAACUAAGUAUGAUAAUAUUAUACAACUGAAAGAAUAUAGAGACGAGCACGAAAAACGACAUAUAGAUCGAGCGAAACGUAUUGAAUUGAAUCGUAUUGAAAGACGUGAUAGAUUAUUUGGAAAAUUUUGUGAUUUACGUACAGAAUUACGUCAAAAAGAAAAUGAUAAAUACAAAUUAGAUUGUGUAGAAGAAUUAUGGGGAUUUUGGCUUAAAACUACAUUCUCAAAUGAAGAUUCUACUGAUGAUAAAGAUGAUAAUCUCAGUGAUCAAUUACUCGAUACUAAAUUCGAAGCAUUUCGAUCAAAAAUUUUAGCUGAUUAUAAUUCAGAUGAAAUUUUUCAAAAUCCAUUUUAUUUAAUUUUAAAAGCAAAUGAAUAUAUAUUCGAAAAGAAAAAUUAUGAAGAAGCAAUUAGUUUUUUACAAACAGCUAUUAAAUCCGAUCCAAUAUUUACAAUUAGUGCACGAUAUAAUUUAGCCUAUGCAUUAAUUAAACAAAAGAAUGCUAAUAAAACAGAAGCUAAAUCUGAAUUAGAAGCAGCUUUAAAAAUUAUUGAUGAAAUUUUAAUACCACAAGAAGAAACGAUAGUAAUUUCUUUUCGAACAGUUUCUAAUGAUACUAAUAAUAAUACAACUGAUAAAAAAAGUGAUGUUGAAGAUCAAAUUAUGAAUCGUAUUAAUCUUUUAUGUUUAUGUAAGAAUCAAAUGGAACAAGCAAAAACUGUUAUUGAUAAUGCAGAAAGUAAAGAUCAAAAUGUUCGAAUGCAAUAUAAGAAAUUGGAUGAAUUUUUUAAUGAUAUUAAUAAACCUACAUUAGAUAUAAAUGAAUUUAAACAAAAUGGAAUAUUAGGAUUUUUUCAAUUAACUCAAAAAGAACCAACACCUUGGUUGAGUAUAAUUGCUGUGGGUCUAAUUGGUAUUGCACAAGCAGUUGCCGGUGCAGCUAUUAUUGCCUUUACUGCUGGUGCUGCAGCAUCAAUUGGUAACAUGUUAUUAACUGAAGGUAUUGGUGAUAUGAUAACUGCAAUAAGAAGUGCCAUUAUAGGUGAAUUUAGUUGGAAAGAAUAUGCAAUACAAAAAGCAAUUAGUAUUACUAUUACUAUAGCAACAUGUGGUAUGGUAGCAUUGAAAGAAACAGGUCAAGCAAUUAAAUCUGGCUUCAAAGGUUGCGCUAGUAUAAUCAAAUCAGCUAGUAUUGGUGGUAAACAAUUAAUUGGACAAUUUACAAAAGAAGGUUGGAUACUUGUUGGUAACCAAAUUGGUCAAGCAUUUGUUAAAGCUGGUACUAAAGAAAUCCUUAAAACUGUAUUAGAUAAAACAAUUUUAACUCAAUUAAGUAAACGAAUAAAUGAAGAAAUUUGUGAACAUAUUCAAAAACGAGUUAAUAAUGAAAUAAAUCUUAAUCAAACAAUUAAAGAUUUCUUAAUUAUUGAUGCUAGUUUACAUCGAACAAAUGCAUGUCAUAAUGAAAUUGAAAAUUUAGUAAACAGAAUAUUACAUCCACAAAGUAAUCGAUUUCUCAAUGCAGCUAUUUCAAUUGUUAAAGGUAUAACAAAUCAAUUAACUAAUGGUGUUAGUGCACGUACAUUAAAAAUAUUUACUGCAGGCAAAUGUCUUACAGAUUUAUUAAAAAUUUUAGAUGAAUUUUUUAUUGAAUUUAAACGUGAUUUAGAUAAAUUACGAGAUAAAUUAAAAAUUGAUCAUUUACUUUAUAAAAAUAAUUCAAAUAAUAUUGAUCAACGAACAGCAAAAGAAAUAACUGAACAAUUAAAAAAAGAAAAAUAUAUUGAAAAAGAUCAUAUUAAAAUUCUUAAACCACUUAAUCUUACUUCAAUUACAUUAAAACAACAUAAAAAACAUGAAAAUUAUGUUGUUCAAGUUUGUAAUGAUAUUUAUAUUGAAACUACAAAACAUGCUGAAUAUGGAUUCGAAAAAAGUAUGAUUACAAAAACGUUAACUGAUCAAUUAGCUACUUAUAUGACGAAUCGACUUAAUGCUGAACUUAUCAAUCCUGUUGUUCAUACUGGUGUAGAUGCUACUGUAGAUCAUUUAUCAAAUAAAAUUGAAAAAGCAUAUGCUGAUACUAGAGGAACAUUACAAGAACAAAUUAAAAAUCGUAGAGCUCAAAAUGAUAUUAUUCGAGGGGGAAGAGAUAUUUGGAAACAUGCGAAUAAAGAUACACAAAGAACAAACACUCAACUGGAUGAACAAUUGAUCGACUCAAAUGUUGAAAAAUUAGCUCAGAAUGUUGAAAAUGGCGCUCCCGGUGAUUUAAAAGAUAUUAUGGCUAUAGGUGCUAAACUUGGACGUCCAAUACAGAUUUUUAGAAAUGGAGUAUACGAUAUGACCAUUGGUGAUAUGAAUGCUGGUAAACCAUUGAAGGUUGAUUUCGGAGAAAACAAAACAGGUGAUAUUGGACAUUAUACCAGUGUAGAUAGUAGUACAGUUGUUAUUCCUACCGGUGCUAAAAAUUGUUGCUUUGAUACACUUAGUGCACAAACAAAUUUAUCAUCUACUGAAUUGAGACAAAUGGCAGCUGAUGUUAUUCGAGAAAAUUCUGAUUCAUAUGCUAAAAUGAUGCCAUCUGUUCAUUAUCUUGCUGAACAUCAAAAUCAAAACUUACUUUACAUAGGAGGUAAAAAUAAUCAAUCCAAUCGUAUUUCAGAAAGCCAAUCGAAAUACUCAACAAAAAGAAUUAAUUUAAUCUUAAGUGAUCCUCGAUUACCAUCAAGGGAAAAACUUUCGGUUCAACUUGAUGAUUUAAUUAAACUCAUUGAAAAACAUAAUAAAUCAUCGGAAGGUAAAAUUAAUCCAAUCGAAUGCCAAGAAAUUUUAGAAGGAAUAAAAUGCGAUAUCAACAAUGCAAAAGUGGCGAGUGAAAUUGCUGAAAGUCCAGAAGUUAGAAAUAUAUUCUAUAAUGCCAUAAACCGACGUUUCGAAGAUUUUCGAGAAAAAAAUAAUUUAAUACUUGCUAAUAGAGUUCUUGGUACUUCAUCAGAUGAAAUUGCAAGAAAUUUUGAUUUUAUGGCUUCGACAUGGAAAGCCAAAACUCAUUGUGCUACUCCAGCAGAAGUUUACUUUAGUCAAGAUAAUGUCAAUGCAUAUUUUAGAGGCUAUACCACUGAUGAAGCUCAACAGUCUAUUCCAAACAAUGUUUUAGAUAUAUUAAGAGCCAAUCCAGAUCCUAGAGUUGAUACAGAAGGAAAAGAAAUUGUGGAAAAAUUUAGUGCUUCAGUACUUCCAGUAAAGUAUUUCGUUCAUGAAAAUAAAAUUAUCACUAUCAAUAAUAGAGGACUAACGGCUCAUAAGCUCGUGAAACGCGAACCAAAUAGACUUAUUCCAGCAAAACCAACAAAAGAAGAAUUAGAUCGACUUCAAAAGAAAGGAAUGCCUAGUAGAGAUAUUCCUAAAUCUCGCAACAGCUAA